Molecule: messenger RNA, 1455 nt
Organism: Triticum turgidum subsp. durum (durum wheat)
Lineage: Eukaryota; Viridiplantae; Streptophyta; Magnoliopsida; Poales; Poaceae
Source: the annotation of a GenBank genome assembly
AUGGAUCCACUUGCCUAUACAAUUCUGGUGUUAACGUUUCUUCUAUUCUUGUGUUUGCAGGACAUCUGGCAUGAUAUACUGUCCCUGCUGCCGCUGUCAGAUGCUGCCCGAGCUGGCUGUGUGUCUCACACAUUUCUAAGCUCCUGGAGAUCCCAUCCCAACCUCACCUUAAGCAAGGAAACACUGGGCCUGAAUGGAAAUGCAUGUGGACAAGAUGAACUGGCACGGAUUUUCACCAACAGAGUUGACUGCAUUAUGGAAAAUCACUCAGGUGGCUUGAAGACAUUCAAGCUUGAUUAUUGUGGUUCUUCUUUCGACACCAGCUGUCUCAACAGGUGGCUUGACAGUGCUGUUACUCCAGGGAUUGAAGAAGUCAAACUUUCAAUGCCUCUAGGAUGCAACGCAGUUUAUUACGGCUUCCCAUGCUCAGUUUUAUUCAGUGGGAGUGGAAACUCAAUUCGACAUCUUCACCUUAGCCGUCGUGCCUUCCAUCCCACGGCAGGACUUGGUUGCUUGACAAGGCUCCAUCUGUCUCAGGUGCACAUCACGGGAGAUGAGUUAGGGCACCUUCUGUCCAAUUCUCUUGCUAUGGAGGAGCUGACUCUCAAUGGUUGUGGUAAGAUCAUUCACCUCAAGAUAUCUUGCCUGCUACAUCGGCUCAACAGCCUGUCAGUGUUUAAUUGCACAGCUCUGCAAGUGAUAGAGAAUAAAGCACCAAAUGUUUGCCUUGUCCGCAUCGAUGGCGCCCUAGAGGAACGUCUGGUUGGAGAUUUGUUGCAGGUGAAGGAACUGCAAAUGUUGGAUUACUACGAAUGUGACCUUGUUCAUUAUGCUUGUUCCAAGCUUCCAUUCAUCAUGCCAAAUCUUGAAACCCUCGGCCUAUCUUCGGCUGGAGAGGUAUCACAGACUCGAGUAAAGCAUGAAUUGAUUUGUGAUGAAGACUCGAACAUGAGACAGAUGCUGGGACAUCGCCAUUGCAACCUCAAGAACGUCAGGAUAAUGGGCUUCUGCUCUGCAAAGAGCAUGGUCGAACUAACUUGCCAUAUUCUUGAGAAUGCAACUUCACUCGAGCGCCUUACGUUGGACGCCAUAUACGAUAAUAGUAGUUAUGGGGACGCUGAUAGGUCUUGUGUCGGAAAAAAGGGUGAAUGCAACCCAAAAAGCAGGAGUAUCAUCAAGCACGCCCACAAAGGGCUGUGGGCAAUUGGUAAAUAUGUCGUGGAGAAAGUUCCCUCCACGGUUCAGUUAAGUGUGAAGAAGCUCUGCAGCCGUUGCCAUAAAAUUAAAUGGUGGUGCCUGGCCAUGCAGGCUUUAAAAAUACAAGUGUAUUUCGUGUACCUUCUUCAGUUGAUGAAACAUUCUAUCAGUGUUGUACAAAAAUACAUGGGCCGUGCUUUCUUUGUUUCUUUCUUAAACAAUCAUUUGUCUGGUUAUGUCAAGAUCAGCUCCUGGUGA